This is a messenger RNA of Aphanomyces invadans, 1807 nucleotides long. RefSeq lists its product as hypothetical. The coding region runs from base 100 to 1671 and encodes 523 amino acids. Gene Ontology annotation, cellular component: membrane. Gene Ontology annotation, biological process: transmembrane transport. Gene Ontology annotation, molecular function: transmembrane transporter activity. Lineage: Eukaryota; Oomycota; Saprolegniomycetes; Saprolegniales; Verrucalvaceae. The transcript is spliced from 3 exons. The record is from RefSeq and is a predicted model, not a curated record.
UUUUCUUGGAUUUUCUCGCCCGUGACAAUCGACGACAAGGUCGACAAGAUGGCAAGUUACAAGUUGGUGUGACUUGUGCCAAUUCAUUGAUUGCAAACGAUGAUGCACAUCGAUCCGCGCGACACUGACGUCGACAGCACGCGCUCCUCUGUCGACAACGUCGAGUAUGUCGUCGAGAAGAAGGAAGCCCCGCCGACGCAUCGUGCGUCGCCGCUCCUGUGCAACGACAUUCUAUUUCUCAUCGCGUUCCUUGCGAUUGUCGGGAUGACGGUGGUGUUUGCCAUUCAGUUCGGUCCCAAUUUUAUCCAGGAAACGCAGAUCCGAGACGACCCCAACACGACAGGAUUCAAGAAGGUCCUCCACUACGCGGCCAUGUGUGGUGCAGCGUCCAUCGGAAUCUCUCUCGCGUGGAUAGUCACCAUGAUGUUCCUGGGGGAGUUUGUCAUUUGGGCGUCGCUGCUUUUCAUGAUCGGAGCUUGUGCGUUUGCCGCAAUCUUCAUGACCAAGAAACUGCAUGAACGCGAAGCCAAAGUGUACUGGUGGCCUGCCCCUGUGUUUGGGCUGUUGGCGCUCCUCAUCAUGUUGUAUGCAGUCUGCAUCCGCAAACGUGUCAAAUUCGCAGCCGUGCACCUGAAAAUCGCCGGCAGUGCCCUCUUCCGACUCCCAAUGACGAUUCUAGUCGCCCUCGUCAUGGUGACGGUGCAACUGGGUUGGGCGAUCACGUGGUUCUUGGGCGCGUACGGUCUCUUUGACCAUCUCGAGUACAUCCGGCCAAACCAACAUUGCGCGGAUCCCAACUCGACGGGCAAAUGUAAACUCCACGUCAAGUAUGGUCCGAUCAUCGGCCUGUCGCUGCCAAUGCUUGUCGUUUUCUUUUGGGGAGCCAUGGUCGUCAAGAACAUUGUGGCGGUGACGGUGGCCGGCACCGUGGCCGCGUGGAAGGUGAACGCAAGCACGCCACUCAUCACCCUUGGUGCAUGGAGUCGUGCCAUGACGUUGAGUUUGGGCAGCAUCUGCUUCGGGUCGUUGGUCGUCGCGAUCUUGGAAGCGAUUCAAACGGUGCUCAACACGAUUUCAAUGAUUGCUGCGCGCAGCGGGAACUGCGUGGCCGCGUGCAUCGUGGGCUGCUUGGCGUGCUGUCUCGGGUGCAUCAAGAACAUGGUGGAAACGUUCAACCGAUACGCGUACGCCUACAUUGGCAUCCACGGCUACAGCUUCCUCAAGGCCGGUCGACAGGUGUCGCAACUGUUUCACAGCAAGGGGUGGUCGGGGGUCGUCAACGACGACUUGACGCAAAAGGUGUUUUGGCUUGGGAACGUCGUUGUCGGAGGCCUCACGUGCUUUUUGGCCGUGACUGUUGUCGCCGAUCAAGUGGAAAACAGCUCGUUUCAAUUCCCAGGCGUCAAGCGCCCCGAGUACAUGGUCGGGUUUGUCGCCUUCCUGAUCGGGUACAUCGUGAACAACCUGUUUAUGUCGCUCAUGGGCGGCGCGGUCACGACGAUCUUUGUGCUGUGGGCAGAAGACCCACUGGGGUGGUCACUCACCCAGCCCAAGCACUACGCGGCGUUGCACAACGCGUGGAUCCAAAUUUACCCGAACGAGUACAACCAUGGCCAAGGAGCACCGACGUCGGGCCUCGGUGGCAAGCCCGAUCCACGCGCUACGCUUUAGCAGCAAUUGGCGAGCUGUCAUUUAUUCGAUGCUGCAUUUUGGUGACAAUCGUCCGCCUGAAUAAUGCAUACGUCGUGUUCAUGCUUGAACUCGAUGCACAAUACAAAAGAGAAGCGGAGGUCAAGGGAAUGGGAAU